CAGAAGUGAAAUGGCAGACAGUGACUCUGAUACGGAGUGGAAGAAAUGGCCCUGCAGCAAAUGGACAGAAUCGCAUGUAAGCACCUGGUUGAAAUCCAUUGGAAUAAAAGAAAAGUACAUUCAAAAACUAUGUGAAGAAGAAGUUACAGGACCUAUCUUAUUAGGCCUGAAAAGAAAAUACCUCUCUCAGACCAUUUCAAUGAGAAGUGCCCAAAUUGAGCAUCUACUGCUAAAAAGGGAUGAGCUAUUAAUGCCAGAACCAACUAAAGUACAGAAAGAAAACAGUCCUCAAGGAGGACAUAAUGCACAAAGAAAUGGUGAAGAAACAUCUGAAUUAAGUGCUGCGGGGGUGUCCACUCAGGAAGUUCAAAACAAAAAUGAAAAAAAGGCACUGCAAUCCCAUCACCCCAAUAAUGAAUCACACAUAGGAGCAUUGCCUUGUCAUGAGUAUAGAACAUUUUGUGAAGAUGACAAAAACUUCAGAUACGUAAAACACAAAGUACUUCCACCUGAGACUGGUAAUGACAACAUGAUAGUUCCAUGUCACGAGUACAAGUCUCUAGAGAAUGCCCACAAACUAGAAUCAAGAAAGCUGAAAAUUAAAGUUGCCCGUGAGGUACUUCGAUUUGGAUGUGGAUGCAUGAAUAUGCGAGCUAACGGCACAAUUCACUUCGGUAUCAUGGACAAAGUUACAGGCAUCCAUAAACAUGGUGAAAUCAUAGGGAUACCUGUUAGAGAUAAAGAAGACUUCAUAGAUGCAUUAGACUACAUUGAAAACUGCUUCAAAAAAACAAAACAAAAGGUUGAUGCAAGAAAAUGCAUAAGAAAUCCAAAGUUCAUUGAGGUGAUUGACACAGAUGACAGUGAGGAAAGAUUUGUCAUUGAAUAUGACAUUGUUCCACAAGCAAGUGUCGUGAAAAAUGAACUGUACAGUGUUUGUAUUCCGUAUCUAGACAUGAAGGACAUGAAGCUAAAACAUGAAGACAAAGCCUUCUAUCAGAGGAUUGGAGCUAAUACACUUUGUUUACCUGACGAUGACCUUGUAGAUUUUAUUCAUGGAUUGAAGGAGAAAGAUCAACAGAGAGAAGUGGAUGAAUUAUCAGUCGAUCAAACAAUCUUUGUCUGUAAUGAAGAUCUAAAAAGAAAUCUCUCUAUACUAUUGACAGGUGGAACUCAAUGCAUGGAUAAUUCACUGUUUUACAUAAUUGUAACAAACAAAUUUCAACCUGAACAUCUCAAGAGCAUUGACUUCUUGGUUCACAUGAAAAUAUUCUCAGUGUUUGACUUUGACCCAGACUCCAAGACAUCUGGUCUUUGUGCAAUGUAUAAGGAGAAACAUGCUGCAAACCUUCACUUUCUGCAUGACUACAUAAAAGAUUUGAGUACAGCUGACUUAAUGAAGCAAUUGCAACUCUGUGACAGGACAAGCUGGAUUUUCUGCAAUGGACGGAGUGAUUUUGACGGUGGUGAGGAGACCCUUGAUGACAAAACGUGGAUCAAAACUAAGAAAAAACAAUUGAAAAAGGCAGUGUCUGUUAUCUGCAAUGAAAUCCUGCCAAAAGGCUCAUUUGUCGUGAUUUUUUUACUCAUGUCUGAGGUGGAGCAGCCACUUGUUGAGACAUUUCAUGAAUUCUACUCAGAAAUGAGUGGUCAUGAUUAUUUGACAGUCAUAUCUGAAUCUAGGGAAAACUACCUAAAGUGGUCAAACUUAGCCCAGACAUCUUGUAGCAUAACUACACUCAAUGAAAUAAGCAUUGUUGACAUGUCUUGGAGUCAUGUAAACACCUCUGUUCAAAGUGUUCAGCUUUCAGUUAAUAGGCCAACAAGAUGCUUGCCUGUCAUCAAAGGAGGGUUGUGCGACCUUAAAUCUGUCGAUGAGGACAUGCUCCAUUCCUUGGAAAUUGUCAGUGUUGACCAAUGUGAUGACACAAAUUUAGAGAUGAUGGAUGAAGGAAAAAUUAAAGACAUUGAACAACACUUUUAUCAAGGUGGGAAGAUAGACUGGAUGAAUCUGUGGCUUGCCGACAAAAAACUCUGUGGGGAGUCCAUUCAGCGAGAUGCAUUUAGACAAACAAAUGACAUUCUUGAGGGUAUUGUACAGAGUAGCAACGUCAAACGAUCCAUAGAGAGUGUAAAGAUAUGUCACCAUCCUGGCAGUGGAGGGAGUACAGUAGCUCGACAGAUCCUCUGGAGUUGGAGAAAAAAAAUUCGUUCUGCAGUUGUCAAACAAUCAAAUGAAAUAACAACUGUUUGUGAGCAUGCUUUGAGCCUCAGAGAAUACGAAGAAAAAGACAAAAACCGUGCUCUCCCAGUGCUCUUGCUGUUGGAGGAUUGCAAUGAUGAUUACCUGGAUGAUGUAAGGCGGGAGUUAGGCAAUGCCAUAGCAACCAAGAAGAUAAGUUCCUCUCUGCUAUGUUUUGUCCUGCUAACUUGCAAAAGAUGUCAUGAUCCAGAAAGGAUGUGCAGAGCAUUACCAUCCCAGACUGUUGCUGUUACACACAGGCUUACACAGGAUGAGAAGACUCUUUUCUCAAAAAAACUAGAGCUAUUAAAGCUACAGUUUAAACCAGACUUUAUUCUCACCUUUGUGUUGAUGAGUGAUGGGUUUCAAAGAAGUUACAUUGAGGACUUUGUGAAGAAUCUACUACACAAAAUUGAUCAUUCAUCUCUCAUUACUCGACUUAUCAGAUUUGUUGCACUGUUAAACUGCUACAUUCACGACUCGUACAUGUCUGUGUCACACUGUGAGGCUUCACUUGGCAUAGGUAUGCUUGUAGAACAAACCAGGUUCUACAGAUUUGUUGAUUCUCUCAGUGAAGAAGCCCGCCUUAUUUUUAUUCACUUCAGAGAGAGCACACAGAUCUCAUCAAUUCGCAUAAUCCAUCCACUCGUGGCCAAAGAAAUUCUGAGGCAGCUCUCUACCAAUCGACCCCAGAGUGAAAUAGCAAUGGACUUACUUCAGGACAAAGUGCUAAUUGAGCACAAGUUCGCCAAAGACCCGUUUUUAAAGUUCAUUCGAACUCUCUUCAUCAGACGCAACAAAAUAAGCAAAGGUGAUAAUGUGAACAGUACAUUCUCUCCACUGAUUGAAAAAGUCAUCACUGAAAGAGAAGGAGUUCAAAAAGCUGUUGAUCUUUUAAAAGCCGCCUAUGCUGCUUUGGGCAAAGAUGCAUUUGUAGCCCAACAGCUAGCUCGUUUGCUCUACAGUUACACAAGAUUUGAAGAAGCCCUGCAUUGGGCUGAGGAAGCAAAAUCCCAACUUCCAUAUGAUACAUUUGUCCUUGACACACUGGGACAGGUGUACAAAAAGUGGUUUUACCACUUGCAUGACACUCUUGAAGAGCAAGAAUUGGAACCUCAAAAGGUCUCUGAAGUCAUAAAUAUUGCUCUGAAAGGAAUAACUGCUUUCCGUGCCUCUGAGAAGGCACCCAAAAAAGAGACAGUCAGUCUAAACAACUCAUACUAUGGGGAAGUAGAUGUUGGAUGUAGGCUGCUAAAACUGCUUUCAAUGGUUAAUGUUUUUGCAACAAAGGAUGGAAAUUCUGAACUUAUGAAUUACUUACUAACAGACUACAUACCAGAGACUGUUCAAAAACCCUGGCAGAAGUUCCAUGGCUUGUUAAAAGGGUUGCAGAAGAGUAUGUAUCAUGCACUUGAGUGCAUUUCUGAAGAUCUCAGUUACUUUCAAAAAGACAUUAGUGAGGAGGAUGAGGAACUUGAUACAAGAGAACCUGAACAAGUACACAAUCCUAGAAAAUGGCUUACAAGGAAGUGUGCCGUUUAUGCCAACCUUUUCUGCCAUGUUUCAGAUGUAGGCACCCAUUCUGAAAGAGUCACGUCUUUCCAAAGACAAAUGAGAGCUUAUAAGCUUGGUGGAGGCAAUAUAACAUCAAUCUUCUCUUUGCUCAAUGAUCUUAUGACAGAGAGAACUGGUAAAAAGCUUGAGGAAAUAAUUAGCAUGUACCCAGAAAACCCAAACAGAAAUGACCUUGAUGAGACAGAGCUUGUUAACUUCCUUUUAUGCCAGGUAGCUCUUGCCUGCACUUGGCCUGGUUCAUCAAAGCUACUCACUCUUGAGAAACUUCAAAAGCUUUGUUUGAGAUUCAGUUUAGAGGGGAAAUAUACAUCAUCAGCAAGUGCUCUUUUUCUUGUCUCCAUUCUAUUCUGGCCUGCAACAAACAAUGAGGAACGCAAUUCAGCUAAUAGUCAGGUCCUUAUGUCAGCAAUUGAUGCACUUCAGAAACUAUUUGAGCAUAAAAUUACGAAUGUUCCUCUUAGAAAUAGAAGAAUAGUGACCCACUUCUUUUUGGGGAAAGCUAUGGGACUUUACAAGAUUGUACACAGAAGUGCACUUGAAAAGCAAAUAAAAGGAACCAUCAGUGAAAGAAGGCUAAAAUGGCUUGGAGGGGAGGUAUGGACAAAUCCUGAAGUUGUGCAACUGCUAAAGCGAGUGGAAGGAUGGACAGAGGGUGGCCACCUGUUUGUUCGAGCCAAUACCAAGGGGAGCAAGAUCAGGGUGUUUCCUCGAAAUUCAGCUUCCCUACCAAAUUCUAAUGAAAACGUAACUUUCUAUCUUGGCUUUUCUUUUGAUGGAGCAGUUGCUUUUGACAUCCAAGUGAAGUAAGGUUCACAAUAACAACGUGCCAGUGAUACAUUCAUCAACUGCUCAUUAUAGAGUACUUACACUAUUAAGCCAAUAUAUAAUAUAGUUUUAGUAAUCAGUGAGAUCGGCAAUAAUAGGAAAAUAUUUGAGCAAAUUUAGCUCAUAAUCGAUGGUAGGAAACAUAUAAUCUAAAUGAGGAUUUGGACACUAUAGUAUAAAAUGAGGAGUCAAUUUGGGUGAACUCCUGUAUCAUACAGUGAACAUACAGUUGUCAACAAAGGAUGAUGGUAUUUGUAAUUUACUGAUCAUAAAAGUAAGGAAGGUCACAAAGCUGCGUUUGACUUGCAUUACCAUUCUACUCAUAGACAUUGUGAGUUUGUAAAGAGUUUUGACUGAUGGAAAAAGUAGGCAGAGACCAGCACUGAAAACCUGCACUCUCCGAUGUGAGCAGAUGAAAGGAGAGGAUGUGGCAUGUGGUGGCACGCACAUAACAGUGCGUUUUCAGAGUUGAAAAAAAACUAGUAUUCAGACAUUCAAGACUAGAAGAAUAGCAAAAUGGAACUCAAUCAUAAUAUGCAGUCAUGAGUCACGUGUUGAGUUUAUUAUGUAUGUACAUUAUUAGUAUUUUGAGAGGCCAGUAACAUAACAGGAUGAUGUUAUUGACACGUCUGUCUCUUCAUACUGUUUUAAAAUAUUUGUAUAGUCUUCAUCAUAAAUAAAUGUCAAGUGUGUUUUUGUGUGAAAAAGAUUAAGGAACAAUACUCAUCUUAAGCAAAGGAUUAGUAAAUAGGCAAGCUGAAAAUAAGACAAUUGUGUCAGAUACUUUGUUAACAAAACAAGAAAGUUCAUACUUUUGUUAAUGUGUGCAGAACCAUUACAGUACAUUUAAUUUCUUAAGUUAGAGUAAUCAUUGUAAAACUGUACUGUCAUUGUGUUAAUGUUUUCCAAACAUUAACAGCCAUUUUCCAAAGACAGCUUAAAACCUCUCUAUUUUAUUUAUAUUAGGAAACCACAAAGACUGCGGCUUGUGUUUUUGUUGAGUAACAUUUUAUUUAUAUUAGGAAACCACAAAGACUGUGGCUCGAGAUACCGCAAAGACUGCGGCUUGUGUGUUCUGGCUUCCCGCAAAGACUGCGGCUUGUGUUUUGUUGAGUUACAAUUUUAUUUACAUUGGGAAACCACAAAGACUGUGGCUCGAGAUACCGCAAAGACUGUGGCUCGACAUACCGCAAAGACUGUGGCUUGUGUGUUUUGGAUUCCCGCAAAGACUGCGGCUUGUGUUUUGUUGAGUUACAAUUUUAUUUACAUUGGGAAACCACAAAGACUGUGGCUCGAGAUACCGCAAAGACUGCGGCUUGUGUGUUCUGGAUUACCGCAAAGACUGCGGCCUGUGUUCAGAAGGGUUUUAUUACUUUUAUUACUUGUAAUGUUUUUAUUGAUUUUAUGUAAAGCACCUUGAGCUGCAAUUCUUGUAUGAAAUGUGCUAUAUAAAUAAAGUCUUAUUAUUAUUAUUAAUGUUGACAAAACCAACCUGUUAAAUUUUGAAAGACUGGUCAGGCAAAUGUUGUGAAUACUGUCUGUGGAUGAAAUACAACAAUAUUUACAUUGUUAUUUUAAUCAUUUAUGAUUUACCUACCUUUAUAUGUACAAUAUAAUUCAAAUGUGUGUAUUAUUAUUGUGCACUCACAUUAACAUGCCUUACCCUAAAAUAAAAUACAAUUUUAGUGAACUUUAUUUAGUUUUCUGGCAAUCACACCUUAUACUUGUUUAUUAUUGUUAUUUUCAAAGAGAACAAUUAAUUGUCUAAUGAUUUUAAUGGUUCUUUAACACAUUCAUUUACAUGAACCCCAAAUAGUGAAAGGAACUAGGUACAUCUUAUACAAACACAUUAAGCUAUGUCAUGGCAAUUACCUUAGUGUUCCUUAAAUAUCAGUUAUAUGUUCAGCAACGCAUUUUCAGUCAGAAGUAAAUUUUGACUAUAAACAUGAAGUUGACUUGACAGCUGUAGGCAACGUGUAACAUAUAUUUCUCUAUUAUUAACCCAAAUCACAUUAGUGAAACUUUUUAGUUAUGAUGGGAAUAAUAAUAAUUAAGUAUAAUACACAAAGUAAUUACCAGAGCAAAAUGUUUUCACAGCAGAAUAUCUAGCUCUGAUGCAAUUAUAAAACGUUUCCAUGUCAUUGUGGUGGCCCAAAACUUGAUUAACAGGGUGAUGUAGAGGUUAGGAAGAACAUUUUCGAACAUUCUCGAAGGAGUAAGGGGGGCCAGGGUGACUAAGCAUUAUCUGGGACUGUUAUGUAUUCUUAUGUCUCAAAAGGAGUUGAUAUGAGUCUGGGAGUGAACAACAUCUUACCAAGAACAAAGGGAAGGGAAGGAGCCAUGGGGUAACAGCUGGGAAAGCUCAGAUUUGAAGGCCCUAUGUUUGGGUUACUGCUGUUCUGAGAAACUAUGUCCAUCAGGGGAGUGAAAACGAAGAUCAGGAGUGCAAGUCAGGUUGACCUAGCCAGAUAUUGAGUGAGCACACAUGUCGGGAAGGGUGAUUCACCUUGGACAGUAUGGGUGAUAAACUUUGAAAAACAUUGGGAAAUAGUAUUAUGCAGGGCGGGGGAUUUUCCUCAUUUAGACUAUAUAAAGUGUUAUCUUUUGAAUCAUUAGCUUUUUUUGUCUUCCUGUACCACUGCUGCAUUGCUGAAUAAACCUCUCAAGCCAUCUUGACUUUGAAAGAUA
Molecule: messenger RNA, 7330 nt
Organism: Osmerus eperlanus (European smelt)
Lineage: Eukaryota; Metazoa; Chordata; Actinopteri; Osmeriformes; Osmeridae
Product: sterile alpha motif domain-containing protein 9-like
Exons: 2
Coding region: 11-4624 (1537 amino acids)
Cellular component (GO): cytoplasm
Molecular function (GO): protein binding
Source: RefSeq, a predicted model, not a curated record